Molecule: messenger RNA, 339 nt
Organism: Capra hircus (goat)
Lineage: Eukaryota; Metazoa; Chordata; Mammalia; Artiodactyla; Bovidae
Product: interferon tau-like
Exons: 1
Coding region: 1-339 (112 amino acids)
Biological process (GO): B cell proliferation; natural killer cell activation involved in immune response; T cell activation involved in immune response
Cellular component (GO): extracellular region
Molecular function (GO): type I interferon receptor binding; cytokine activity
Source: RefSeq, a predicted model, not a curated record
AUGCUCCAGCAGAGCUUCAACCUCUUCCACCCAGAGCGCUCCUCUGCUGCCUGGGACACCACCCUCCUGGAGCAGCUCCGCACUGGAAUCCAUCAGCAGCUGGAAGACCUGGACGCCUGCCUGGGGCAGGUGAUGGAGAGGAAGACUCUGCCUGGGAAGGACGGGCCCCACCCUGGCUGUGAAGAGGUACUUCCAGGGCAUCCAUGUCUACCUGCAAGAGAAGGGAUACAGCGACUGCGCCUGGAAAUCCUCAGAGUGGAGAUGAUGAAAGCCCUCUCGUCAUCAACCAGCUUGCAAGAAAGGUUAAGAAAGAUGGGUGGAGAUCUGAACUCACCUUGA